Coturnix japonica (Japanese quail) is the source of this 2036-nucleotide messenger RNA. Lineage: Eukaryota; Metazoa; Chordata; Aves; Galliformes; Phasianidae. The record is from RefSeq and is a predicted model, not a curated record.
AGGGACGGGCGUUUCCGGUUCCGGGUCAGCGGCUGCGGCCGGAGCAGGGGGGCCGCGGCUGUUGGUGCAGUGCCGGGGCGGCGCGGAGCGGCACGGGGACGGCCCGCCGCAGGCCAAGACCCGCAGCAGCGUCUUCCUCCCAGAGUUGGGUGGGGGGGGACUGGGGAUGUCCCCUCACUGAGGACAACGCCAUCCCCUCCCGCCCGCUGCCGCUGCCCCCCCCACAGCCAGGGGGCGACCUUGGAGGACUGCAGCCAUCGGGCACCCCGAUCCCGUGAUGUCGGCGAAGUGGAGGGUACUGGGCAAGGCCGGCCAAAAAAAAAUGAUUAACUGAAACCAAAGUUAUAUAAAUCCCGGCUUUCUAACGGUAAAAUCCUUCCCUGGGAGAGCGUUAAGGCCAAAGGAUUGUUACAAUCCCUUUGUCGAGGACAGACAGACAGACCCAAGAUGGCUCAGGCGAGCCUGCUGGCAUGCGAGGGGCUCUCCGGUGUCUGCCUAGUGCCCACGGUGGCCAGCAAGAAGAUGAUGCCGAAGCAGAGCUCGAAGCAGGCGGAGGGCAGGGAGCGGGGCAGCAGCCCUGAUGUGCUGGCCAAGGCACUGCGUCAGGAUGGGGAGAAAUCCCGCAGCCGAAAGGAGGAGGAGACGGCGGAGGCGUCACAGCCCAAAAAGUCCAUUAAAAAGGUGGUGGUGAUCAAGCAGAACUGCUCCUUCCAGCUGAGGAUCCACAAGAACUUCAUCUGUGAGCAGUGCUGCGGGGCGUUCCGCAGCAGUUACCACCUCAAGAGGCACAUCCUCAUCCACACCGGUAAGGGGAGCCCCCGGGUCAUCCUCGGUGGGGUGGGGGCACCCCAAAAUGAUCCCCUAUGCUCGGGGGGCAGCAGCACAGCACCUGCUGCUUGGGGGCACCCCAGGUCAUCUGCAGCAGUGAGGGACACCCUGAAAUAUCUGAGAGGAGCAGGGAGCACCCAAAAGUACCCCCAGUGGUGAGAGGCACCAUCUGCUGUGGUCAAUGAGUACCCUGUGGUGAGGGGGUGCCUAAAAGCACAACCUUGUUGGGGUAAAGGGCACCCAAAGAGAUGCCUGCAGUGGUGAUGGGCUUCCCAAAAGCACCAGCUGGAAUCCCGCAGUCGCUCUCAUUGCGCUGAAACCUCCACACUGCUCUGGGUGCCCGAAACGUGCUCUCUCUGGGGGUGAUGUGUUCCCUGAGCCACCCAGAUGGGGCAGCCCAGAAAACCCCCUCACGUUGCUGCAGGCCACUCAAUACCCAGCUCUGUGCCACCUUAAUUACGUCCCGCAGCUCAUUAGGGGGUGGAGGAGCCUGAGUAGGAGCAGCAGAGCUCCCAGCAGGGGGAGAUGUGGGGCGGGGGGACGCGGGGUGACACGGGAUGUGAGGCAGUGACAGAACACGGGAUAUGGGGUGGGGAAGGGAAACUGGGGAGGUGGAGCAGCAGGGCAUGUGGGGCAGGUAUGGGGACGGGGCACGGGGCCACGGGCUGCUCCUGGUGACGCCGUCCCCGUGCUCCCCCAGGUGAGAAGCCUUUUGGGUGCGACCAGUGCAGCAUGAAGUUCAUCCAGAAGUACCACAUGGAAAGACACAAGAGGACGCAUAGCGGAGAAAAGCCAUACCAGUGUGAGCGCUGCAUGCAGAGCUUCUCCCGCACAGACCGGCUGCUGCGACACAAACGCAUGUGCCAAGGCUGCCAGACCAAAGGCCCCGAGGCGCAGCUGCUGCUGUAGGGCCGAGUGCUGGGAGGUGGCCGUGUCCCCCCACGCCGCCCCCGGACUUCCCGACCAGGUCCCGACACUGUACAUAGGAGGCUGAGGAUGAGCUGGAACCUUUCUCCCGUGCAGCGGCAGCAGUGGGGGAGGCUCUGCCCACCCCCUGCCUCCAGACCCCCUCAGCCCCUUCCCACCGCCGCCAUUGCCUCGGGGUCGGCUCUGAGCACCUCCAGAGCGGCCCUCAGCCCGCAGGAAGGACGUGGGGUGGGGUGGAGCCCCCCCCUUCCACCCAACCCCCCCCAUUUGGCAAGAAAAGA